Agrilus planipennis (emerald ash borer) is the source of this 3937-nucleotide messenger RNA. RefSeq lists its product as uncharacterized. The coding region runs from base 93 to 3746 and encodes 1217 amino acids. Lineage: Eukaryota; Metazoa; Arthropoda; Insecta; Coleoptera; Buprestidae. The record is from RefSeq and is a predicted model, not a curated record. The transcript is spliced from 4 exons.
UGUUAUUAUGUUGUCAAAAUAGAAAAUUAUGUGUUUGUCAUAAAUUCAUGUAGCAAUAAUGAUUGGUUUUACAUUUUAACUCGAAAUUUACAAUGGAAAGGCUAUUUUUAUUAGAAAUUUUAACGGAAAAAAUCAGACUGUGCACUGCUUAUAAUCCUCUACCACCCAAAAAUGAUAUAAUUAUAACAAUUAUAUUCGGCGACAUUACAAUGAAAAUUGCUGACGAUGAUUCAAGAAAUGACAUAGCUGACCCAGAAUCUCUGGAAAUAGAAUUUAACACAGGAAAAUCCGUUCUGUUUCCUAGUACAUGUGAAUCGUUAUUACAACUGAUGUACAGCAGUCAAUUAAUUUUAAAUAUUGAAUAUAAGAAUAUAUUGAUAAGCUCGGUUAGUAUACCGUGGAGUGAUCUAUUUACAUAUAUGGUAGAAAAUUCUGAAGAAAAUUGCUUGCCUCCUGUAUCAAAUAAAAACACCUACAAGCUUUUAAACAAUCGAGGUGAAAAGAUAGGCGAAGUUCAAUUAUUUAUGAGAUUGUCUAGUUUUGGAAAGAAUAUUCAAACUAGCUUUAAAGUCGUACAGUCAGGUGAAGGAAACAGUAAAAAGUUCUUUUUUAAAGGACCAGAAAAAAGUACAGUGUUUCAAACGCAAAGAAGUCCAUCCAAUAUAGAGACUUACAAUGAAAUGGGAUCAUCAUGUUCUACAAUUCAUAUUACACCAAUAAGCAAAACCAACAUUCAGUCGACAGCAAAUGUACCGAAACCUACAAUAAACGAAGUUAAGAAUUCCCACAGUGUCUCUCAGAGCUUGCAUUCUGCUCACUAUUCUCAUGUUAGAUAUCAAGGAUCUCAAAUGUCCGAUACCCUCGUAUGGAGAAAAAAAAUUGAAAAUGUUAUGUUUGCAAGUCCUGUGAAACAAAUACAGCAAAUUCAAAAGCUUAGUUAUGCACCAUCAAAAGCAUCGGUUAAUAACAGUCAAAGUCACAAUAAAUUAAAUUGUAACCAAUUUGGAAGUAUCUCAAACCUAAAUGAAAUGCGUCAAACUGGUGAAAGCUAUUAUUGCUUUGCUCCAAAUUUUCAACAAAAGUAUUACAAUCCUCAAAACCAUAAAAGACCAAGAACCGCUAAUUUUUCAGGAGAUUAUCGAAACGUUACUGAAUUAUGCAACGGAUGUCAAAAACUUUAUGGAGGAGGCUCACCAUUACGACUGAAAGGUGGAGCACCAGGCAUAUUUGAUGAAAUUCCUAUUCUUCAACUUCCAACCCCAUCAGAAGCUUGCAAAGAUUUAAUGGAGGAAAUAGAUCAAUGUUUACAAGCUUUUAAAAAUGCAAUGGGACCAUGUGGGAAAGUCUAUUGUCCAUACGCCCCCAACGUAACAAGUGAAAUUUGUAAACGGGUAUGCGAAUGUCAGCAUUCCGAAGGUGAGGCUGAAGAGGGAGCUGUAUCAGAAAUUGACCCAGAUUCUCCAAUUUUUGAAAAGUUUAAUGAGCUCGAUUCUUUAUUUCCUGAAUGUUAUAGGGAAGAACAUCAGAAUGAUUUAAUAAACGCUUGUGGGGUACCAACUUGUCCAUUUUCUAGACAACUUGAUGCCAAACCUCCACGUAAAAAACCGUAUUGUCAAUCCGCAACAUGCCCGAUGGCAAAAAAAAGAAUUGGUGAAAAUGUUGAUGAACACAAAAUAUGGAUGCAGCAAAUAGGUCCAACAUUCGGUCAAAGAUGUGGUCAACCAAAUAAGUGCCCUUAUCCUAUAACAUCAAAACCACUUCCUCCAAUUCACUGGGAAUGUCCUGAGGCUUUACCUAAAGGACAAUGUCAAAAUCCGAGUUGCCCGUAUACACCACCGAUUUUACGAAAAAAGGUUCCUCCGUGUGGAAAUAUGGAUUGUAGGCAUUCUUCUUCCUCGUGUAUUUGCUGCACUUGUGUACCAAUACCCGCCUGUGGAAAUCCAAAUUGUCCCAAUCGAAAACCUGUUUGUUCUCCAUGCCCUCAAGAACCACCUAAGAAAGAACCGUCAUGUGCAAAUCCCGACUGCCCGAAUAAGUCCGCAACUGAAAAAGAAACCAACUCUAAAUUACCUAGAUGUACUUGCGCUGAUGUAGGUAGUGAAGAAUGCGAUAAUGCUGCAUGUCCUUUCAAAUUAACACACAUAUGUGGAAAUUCUAAUUGUCCGUUUAAUAGUAAUAGAAAAAGAAAGAACAGUGGUACUUCUUCGAAUAGAGCUUCGAUUACGGACUAUCCUAAAAAUGAAGGUACAUUUGAUUCGCAAGUUGUUGAUGAAAGACUAAAACCAUGUACAAAAAAUGGUGAGUUUAGUAGUAAUGGUCGUAUUAGAGGUGGAUGUGAUGAAGGCAGUAAACGUAAUAAAAAAGGUUGCGAAGGAGGUCGACAAGUUUGUAGUGGAAAUGAUUGUUGUAAUCCUAAACAAGAAAAUGAUUGUGGUUCGAUGAAUCCAUCAAAAAACUCUGCCGAUAACGACAACUGUGACAAUCCUGAUUGUCCUUUUAAGAGUGUCGACUUUUGCACGAAUGAAACGUGCGGAAAAAUGAAUAAAUAUGCCAAUGAAUCUAAAAGUAAAACUUGCCAUUUUAAUAAAGACGAACCCUUCAUAUGCAAUGAUCCCGCUUGUCCUUGGGCCAUUCCGUGCAUCCCAUGUCCCACUUGCUUACCUCCAUGUCCUUCUCCUUGUUCACCGUGUCCACCAUGUCCGGCAUGUCUUCCCUGUCCCUACACACAACCAUGUCCCUUUGAAAAUCCUUGUUCAUAUUUGUAUCCCGACAUUUCCAGGAAGACAGACCCGUGUGCAGAAAUAAAGGUACAAGUAGAAGAAGAGAAAAGUAGUCCCUGCACAAACGAUACAUGUAAGUCAAAGGGUGGAGAUAAAUCAUGUAAAAGCUGUUCAAAACAAACAACAGCAAAUGCAUCGAAAAGUAGUGCGGGAGGGGGCGAUGGUGUAGCAGAAAAACCUUCCACUCCGCAAAAGCCAGUAAAUGAGUCAAAAUCGACAGCAGUAUCUAAUAAAUCUGAACCUAGAAAUAAAGAUAUCGUCAAAAAGAAGGGAAGAAAAAGUAGAAAAUUUGCUUAUUUUAUUGGUGACCAAUAUCCUGGAAAUACAGUCGGUCAUACUCAUUGUGUCAUUCCAGGAAAACAGGUCCCACAUAACAAAGGAUGGUUGUGGAAUGUACAUGUACCUUGUUUGAGUCUUAAGAGAAGAAGAGGAUGGAAGCCCGGAUUAAUUGGACGAACUAUUGCCACUCGAAUUCAGCAGUAUUGGCUUAAGAAGGGAAUAAAAUCAUUAACAAUACCACCGGCCAAAACAAGAAGGCGAAUGAAAGGUCAGGCGUUUGAAUCAUCAUCCGAAGAAUCAGUUGCGCCUCAAUCUACUCUACAGGUGAAAAAACGGAAUGGUACUUAUUGGAUAACAAUGAAUCCCUUAAAAGAUCCUUAUACGAUUGCGGACAAUGAAAAUCCGUACAUGGAUUGCACUCCGAUGCAAUUUAAAAUAACUAAAAAAGAUAAAAGAGAAUGUUUUUGCGGGGAUGAUGAGGAAAACGAAACAGAUAGUGAGCUCGAUAUAGACUUCACUCCUCCUGCAGGCAUUAUUCGUCCAGAGAGGUUAAAGAAGAAGAAGACAAUAGUCCAUGUCGAGGCUCAGUAUGAUCCUAAAGAUUUUGCUCCUCCCAAAACAGGAAAGGGAAAGGGAAAAGGGAAAGGCAAAGGAAAAGAUGGAAAGAAGAAAAAGGGGAAAAAGUAACUUAAUAUUAGAUAAACUUAAUAAAAUAAUUUUUUUCUUUAUUUAAAGUUUCCCAGAAUCUAAAUUUAUUGUAAAUAUUUUCAGAAAUGUAAAAGCAUUUAAAUUAUAUGUGUUUUCCCAAUUUCAUUAUCAAGAAUUUUCUUCCAUAUCGAGGCAUAAUUAUUAACAAUUUUAACAAUAAAACAUUUAAU